GUAUUUAGUAGUAUAAAUAUGGAAACGACAAGCGUCAGCACAGUUAAACCCAAACGAAAAGAUAAAUCCGAAGACGCACAUGAGGAGAGGCAGAAGGAGGAGCAGAGGCCGGAUCCCAGUGGUGAACCACAGAGGAAGCUACUGCGUCUCGGCGAAACACUGGACAAACCUCUGGCCGCGCCGGAAUUACAUCUAAAUGCCGCCUAUCAGCAAAAGGAGCUAACGCAGUGGCUACAGUCGACAUGGGCGAAGGCGGACCAGACCGUCAAAGAGGAGAAAACCGGCGCACAAGUGUUUGGUGAUCCCUUCCAGAUCUGCCUGCUGCCAGGGCUGAUGGCAGAGGGCACUAGCAAAGCGCUAGUGUCUGAAAUUAUUGACAAAGUUACAUGGUCGCGCAAGCAGAUGGACCUGUACGAGUUCUACCAAAGCACAGAUCUGUCCAACAUGCCCCGAUGCCGGCUGCUAACAAAUUUCCUGCAAGUGUUGCGGAAACAAGUUCGACCUUGGCUGGAGAAGGUUACGAACUUGAAGCUGGACUACGUAUCUGCCUCCUGCAGCAUGUACACCUGCGGCGACUAUUUGCUGGUGCAUGACGACCUGCUCAAGGACCGACAAAUAGCCUUCAUCUAUUAUCUGUCGCCCUGGAAGGGUGCGGAGGAGUGGAGCGAGACGCAAGGCGGCAGUCUGGAGAUCUUCUCCAGCGAUGACCAGUGCUUUCCCCAGUUCCCAGUGCACCGUAAAAUUGCCCCCAAAGAUAACCAGUUCGCAUUCUUCAAAGUCGGGUCGCGCUCCUUUCAUCAGGUCGGCGAGGUGACCACAUUCGACUACCCGCGUCUCACCAUAAACGGCUGGUUUCACGGCGAAACUAACGAGGCGUUCGUGCCGGACUCCAUGCGCGCUUUUCCCCGUCUGAGCUACCUUCAGCCGGAUAGCUUGAACAAGCCCCCGUUAGGGCUUCUGCUUAAUAAUGUCUACCUGAAGACGGCCACGCGACGCAGCAUCCAAAAGCGUAUAGAGGAGAACUCGGAAAUCUGCCUUUACGAAUUCUUCAAACGCGAAAAGUUCGAGCUGGCUCGGGCGCAACUCUUAAGCGAUGACGAGACGCUGGUCUGGCGGCGGCAGGGCCCGGCCAAUGCGCACAACUACGAAGUCAUGGACCUGAGCACAGCCAGGGGAACGAUCCAGGAGCUACUGCAGCUGUUCCGCAGCAACGCCAUGUUCGACCUGCUACGUGACUUCACCGAUCUGGACCUGAGUGGCGCCGAUGCUGUGAGGCCCAAAUGCAGCGUGGAGCUGCAACGGUGGUCGCACGGGAACUACACUGUCCUAGGCGACGGCCUGGUGAGCGAGGAGAAUACCCUCGACCUGGUCUACUACCUGAAUGCGGCGGAAGGAGCUGCAGUUAUCACAUACCUCUCACCCGACGGAGAGCUCCCCAAUGAGAAGGAAAAGACGGGCUCCGAUGACGAAGAGGACGAUUCUGUUCUGCUCACCAUAUCGCCCGUGGACAACGCCCUGAAUAUUGUCUACCGCUGCGAGGGCACUACCAAGUUUACCAAAUACGUGUCGCGCAAUACGCCCUUGGAGAAGGGACCCGUUUUUGUAAUUUCCUGCAGUUACAAGGAGUAGUAGUCAAUGCUGCUCGCGCACAAUCUUCUGGGACUAUAUACAUUCGUAGCGGUCUAAUGUACAGAACUAAUUUACCGAAUAAAUGAAGUAGAAAAACCUAAA
Molecule: messenger RNA, 1731 nt
Organism: Drosophila persimilis
Lineage: Eukaryota; Metazoa; Arthropoda; Insecta; Diptera; Drosophilidae
Product: prolyl 3-hydroxylase sudestada1
Exons: 2
Coding region: 19-1629 (536 amino acids)
Biological process (GO): peptidyl-proline hydroxylation; attachment of GPI anchor to protein; regulation of translational termination
Cellular component (GO): GPI-anchor transamidase complex; cytoplasm
Molecular function (GO): iron ion binding; L-ascorbic acid binding; peptidyl-proline dioxygenase activity
Source: RefSeq, a predicted model, not a curated record